GGCGCCCCCGCAGAGCCCUGGAAAGUCACCACAACUCCUAACUUCCUUAAGCAAGACUUGGACCAGGAAAUGGAGCCCCAGGGCCCUAGUGGAAGAGAUUCGGUGGAAUACCUCUGCCCAAAGGGCUGCAGAUGGACCCAACAGUACAGCCAGGUGCUCUACUACAGGUCCUGCUGGACAUGAGCUGGCCCAGGUGGAAGACCCAGCUCUGUCAUCUGCCCACUGAGUGACUGGGCAGGUGACCCCCCACUAUUUGUGGACACUGCUCCUCAUCUGAGAGCCAAUGAAACGGCUAAAAACAGAAACAUUCUACUUCCACUUUGAAAACCUACCGGAUCCUGAUGGCUGGAAUAAGACCUUCCUGUGCUAUGAAGUAAAAAGAAGGCAGGACCAAAAACUUCUUCGAAAGGGAGUCUUUCAAAACCAGGUCGAACCCUACAUGCCACUGCAUGCAGAACUCCGCUUCCUCUCCUGGUUCCAUGACACCUUGCUGUGCCCUCUUGGGUCCUACCAGGUCACCCUGUAUGUGUCCUGGAGCCCCUGCUCAGAAUGUGCUGAAGAGCUGACAACAUUCCUGGCUGGUCACCGCAAUGUGACCAUGACCAUUUAUGUCGCCCAGCUUUACUACUGCAACUGGAAGUCCCCAAAUAGGGAGGGGCUUAAAAUACUGAUUGCGGAAGAUGCCAGGUUGCGUGUCAUGUUUUAUGAUGAAUUUUUAUACUGUUGGAGAAACUUUGUGAAAAAUGACUACAACAAUUUCGAUCCUUGGUCCCUACUUGAUGAAAAUUCCAGGUACCACAACAGGAUCCUGCAGAACAUUCUCAAAGAACCAAUGAAACGGCUAAAAAAAGAAACAUUCUACUUCCACUUUGAAAACCUACCCUAUGCCUAUGGACGGAAUAAGACCUUCCUGUGCUAUGAAGUAAAAAGAGAACGGGACAACAAAGUCCUUCACAAGGGGGUCGUUCAAAACCAGGUCAGCCCCUGUGCACUACAUGCAGAACUCAGCUUCAUCUCUUGCUUCCAUGCCACUGAGUUGUGCCUUGAUGAGACCUACAAGGUCACCUGGUAUAUUUCCUGGAGCCCCUGUGUGGAAUGUGCGGAGGAGAUUGUGAAAUUCCUGGCCAAUCACCGCAAUGUGUUCCUGACCGUCUUCAUUGCCCGCCUCUACUACUACUGGGAACACACAUUUAAGGAGGGGCUUCAAGCACUGGACAAGGGAGGGGUCCAGAUGCACAUGAUGUGCCUCCAAGACUUUAAAGACUGUUGGAGUCUCUUUGUGUGCAGUGAAACAUUCAGGCCUUGGAAGAGACUUCGUAAAUAUUAUCUGUUCCAGAACAAAACCCUGAAGCAGAUUCUCAGAAGGGAGAUGACUCUAAAAGAAGAGACAUUCCGAGUCCAGUUUAACAACGCAUACAAGGCCCCAAAGCCCUACCGCCGCAGGGUGACAUACCUGUGCUACCAGCUGCAAGAGGCCAACGGCGACCCGCUGACCAAAGGCUGCCUUCGGACCAAGAAGGGUUACCACGCAGAAAGCCGCUUUAUUAAAAGGAUCUGUUCCAUGGACCUGGGCCAAGACCAGAGCUACCAAGUCACCUGUUUCCUCACAUGGAGCCCCUGCCCACACUGCGCCCAGGAACUGGUUUCCUUUAAAAGAGCCCACCCGCACCUGCGCCUGCAGAUCUUCACCGCCCGGCUGUUCUUUCACUGGAAGAGGAGCUACCAGGAGGGGCUGCAGCGCCUGUGCAGGGCCCAGGUCCCAGUUGCUGUCAUGGGCCACCCAGAGUUUGCUUACUGCUGGGACAACUUUGUGGACCACCAGCCAGGGCCCUUUGAGCCGCCCUGGGCCAAGCUGGAAUACUACAGCAGCUGCCUAAAAAGGCGCCUCCAGCAGAUCCUGAGGUCCUGGGGUGUGGAUGACUUAACAAAUGACUUCAGAAAUUUGCAGCUUGGACCCACCUCACCCCCAGUGUCAUCAAGGGACCCCAGAUGACCGCCCCGGGAUACCACACACACCUGGCCUCCAUCCCAAGCCUGGGCCUUUUCCAUGUCCAGAAAGCCUUUCUUACCUCUUUCAUUUAUUCUAUGUUCAUUUUUUUAUAAAUGAAUUUGUA
Messenger RNA from Heterocephalus glaber (naked mole-rat), 2114 nucleotides. The record is from RefSeq and is a predicted model, not a curated record. NCBI's taxonomy places the organism in Eukaryota, Metazoa, Chordata, Mammalia, Rodentia, Bathyergidae.